ACAACCUGCCCGUUUAUUUCCUGGUUGCGUAGAGUCAAGAAUCACUCUCUGUUGAGAUUGUCGCUUUUCCGCACCUUCAAAGCUAAAACUUGUCAUUUUAUUCCGAGCAACAUGUUCAGGGGGUUCGGGACGUGGUUGGGUCUGGAGAGCCAGACGUACACGAAGACGUCGGACGAAAAAGAAAACCUGAGUGUCGUGGAGCAAGAAAAAAAGGUGGUGGAAGCCCAGAACGAAGUAAACAAACAGCAGCCAGCUGACGAGGACGGAGAACCGGAGGCGGACCAAGAAAACUCCGAGCACGGGAAAGGACUUGGUGAUUACAUCUUCAGUUUCGCGUCCAGUGCCACCAAGAAAAUCUCCGAGUCGGUGGUGGAGACCGCUCAGACCAUCAAGAAGACGGUGGAAGAAGGGAAGAUCGACGGCAUCAUAGACAAGACUUUCCUGGGAGACUUUCAGAAGGAGCAAGAGAAGUUCGUCCAAGAGAAGAAGUCCAAAAAAUCUGACGCAGCGGUGCCUCCGUGGGUCGGCUACAACGAGGAGGAGACCAUCCAGCAGCAGAUCCUCGCCCUGUCAGCUGACAAGAGAAAUUUCUUGCGUGACCCUCCUGCCGGUGUUCAGUUCCACUUCGACAUGGAGCAGAUGUAUCCUCUGGCAGCAGUAAUGCUGGAAGAGGACCAGCUCCUCAACUGCAUGCGCUUCGACCUGGUUCCUAAACACGUGAAGGAGGAGGUUUUCUGGAGGAAUUACUUCUACCGGGUGUCUCUGGUCAAGCAGUCGGCUCAGCUCACAGCGCUGGCGGCCCAGCAGCAGCAGAAGGACGGUGAGGACAGAGGGGCCGGUGUCUCACCUGAGGACAUCGUCUUAACAGACAACGUCGGACCAAAAACUCCACCAGUUUCCAUCAGCGACAAACGGCAGCCACCUCAGGAUGAAGAGGAGGAGAUGUCGACGAGUCCCGGCGUGUCCGAGUUUGUGAGCGACGCCUUCGACUCGACGGGCAUCAACCAGGAGGACCUGAGGAAAGAGAUGGAGCAGCUGGUGCUGGACAAGGACAGCGCCCCCUCUCCCGAUGACGAGACAGCGGACUGGGAGAAGGAGCUGCAGCAGGAGCUCCAGGAGUACGAGGUGGUGACCGAGGCGGACAACAGAGACGACCAGUGGGACCAAGAGAUCGAGAAGAUGCUCCAGGCCGAAGAUAACUAGACGGCUGCUGCUCGUCGGCCUCCUGGUCGCCGAUCGGGCUGGAGGAAUCGUGACCCGGUGAUGCACAGGGGGGAGGGGUGAACUUCCACAUUCUCUGUGACCCGACUGUGAUUACUAUCUUGUAAAACGCCUGUACUCCGAUGAAUGUGUGGAUCCAAUAUUAGCAAGAGGGUGUCAGCUCUGCUGGAAGCAGUGGGUCUAUCCAGGCGUAUUAGUAGUAGUUGCGCUACUUUGUCGCCCCUUCCUACUUUUAUCUACUUGCUUUCCCCUACCCUCUCUCUUUUUGAUGGGGGGGGGGACAAAAAAAGCUGCUAGAUGGCUCUCCGGUACAAGUACAGUGGAUUUUAUAAUGGAGGGGUGUUUAUUUGAAAUGACACAAAAUGUUCUAUCUCCGUUUCCACUGCUGCUUUCUGGUGGGUUGUACAGUAAAGUCUUGGUAUAGUUCUAGUAACGUAAAGUCAAAUGUAAAGUUACAUUUCUGUAAAUAAAAACACUAUACCAAACUUCAAAUGGCAUUCCCCUUCCAUUUACAUCUGCUUGUCAUUUUACAUUUUGUAUCGUGUUUUCACAAGCUGUACUGUGCUCAUGUCUGCUUUUCCUUUUUUCUCUGCAACUGAAAUACUGUACCUUUUCUGUUGAACCUGUGAAGCUUCAAUAAAUAUUUAUCUGUUA
Messenger RNA from Anarrhichthys ocellatus (wolf-eel), 1875 nucleotides. RefSeq names its product synapse associated protein 1 (gene syap1). Gene Ontology annotation, biological process: regulation of short-term neuronal synaptic plasticity; TORC2 signaling. The transcript is spliced from 9 exons. The record is from RefSeq and is a predicted model, not a curated record. NCBI's taxonomy places the organism in Eukaryota, Metazoa, Chordata, Actinopteri, Perciformes, Anarhichadidae. Gene Ontology annotation, cellular component: cytoplasm; synapse; Golgi apparatus. Bases 112 to 1203 code for a protein of 363 amino acids.